Molecule: messenger RNA, 1860 nt
Organism: Corticium candelabrum
Lineage: Eukaryota; Metazoa; Porifera; Homoscleromorpha; Homosclerophorida; Plakinidae
Exons: 1
Coding region: 1-1680 (559 amino acids)
Source: RefSeq, a predicted model, not a curated record
AUGACUAGCACUCUCAGGCUGAACGAUCUCCAUGGCCAUGGAAUUCCAAUUAAGGUUCGCCGAGCUGGCAUGCUGGUCGACCGCCACGGAAUUCUAGUUUAUAGACUCAAAGACGACGACACGUACGACUACGGGACGUACGACGUCAUCACGGUCUCUCCGGGGUUGGCCUCUUCAAAGAGCCAAGUUCGUCGCUUGCCUCGAGAUGAGUGGGCCAAAUCAUGGUUGGGUGAUCCUGCAAAAGUGCAGUACACAGAAUUUCCGGGUAGAAACACGUACGAUCAUGAUGAAAUAGCCAAACGAGCUGAACUGGCAUUAGCUCAAAAGAACCGUGGAUUCUACUGUCCAGGAUUUAACAGCGACAAGCACUUCGUUGAAAGAAUGGCUGUAAAGCUCGAACGCCGUGAAUGGUACAAAUCGCCAUCAGAAGUGGUCACCGAUAAAGCCAUUCCCAAGGUGCGCGUCCUCAGUCCACAUCUCGAACUCGAAGUUGGUGAUGUUGUUUACGUUUUGAGAAAAUACUUCUUAGGUUUCCAUAUCUACAGUCACGUAGGAGUGGUCCGCUCUAUCAAGGAAUCUGAGAUACAAAUAUUUCAUUUCAAUAAAGAUCCGCCGCAAUCUGCCAAGCAAACAGAAGACCAAGACUUACCAACUUCAACGCUCAACAAAGCCCAGCCAAAGGGCUACCUUCACACUACUUCUCUAGAAGAUUUUUGCACACCACCCGGGAAUGUCAUGGACUAUGGACUGUACCGUGCAGUAUUUAUGGAAGGUACAACGCGCAGCAAGGAAGAAAUUCUAAAGCGCAUUGAACGAUUUGAAGAAGGAGAUCCGGAUAUAUUUCACAAAUGGGCUGGCUUGAAUCCUGAAACGUCGCCUCACCUCGAAGGGGCGUAUCAUAUACUAAAGCGAAACUGCGAAACUGUUAUGCUACGACUUGUAAGAGCUGAAGGUUUACAUCCUAUGUCAGCUCAAGUAGAGGAGUACGCACACAAGGGAACCGUUGGAACUUUCAAGCUUUCAUCUGCUACAUGCAAAGAUGCUCUAAUCUGGGCAGCCAAAGGUCCCGCACGACUUGCUGUGCGACGACUUGCUGCGGAUAACUCAGCUUUAACGGUAGGGAUACCGCAGCUAGUAGCAGGAAACAUCGCAGGCGGAAUUGCAGCAGGUUUGGAAUUCGUUUUGCUGGUAGGAACUCUCAUAUAUAACUGGGUGGAUAAAGAGAAAUUAUCAAAGGAAGAGUACAAGCUCUUACAGAAAAUUGCAGUAGCAGAAUUUGGUGUAGGAAUGGGCGGAGCAGCUCUUAUCUUUGGAACAACAGCUGGAUUUGGAUGCCUUGGAGGUCCUCCUGGCAUUGCUGCUGGUGUGCUUACAGGAAUAGCCAUCAUGGCAGCGACAUAUUUUCUCAAGAGACGAGUACGAGCAUACUUGUUUGGGAACGGAAUCAAGAAUCAUACCUCAGAGAAAGUGCCCAUAGCAGAAGAGGCAGGGUCAUCACUCGAGAACACCGUGCUAAUUCCCAACGAGCUUAACCAAAAGGUAAUAACUGAGCAUGCUGACAAGUUUCCCAAGCAAGAAGCUCCUUUGCCACCCACCGAUCCACAAGAAGACCAACAGUAUCACUUUAUUAAAGUCUGGCAUGACGACGAAACAGGCAAACUGAUGGGAAAAGAAAUUUAAGAAGACUCAAAUUGAUAGUCUGAGUGGAAUGUUAUAUACACAUUCCGAUAACUGGUUGACAUCACCGCUAAUGUUUUGUCUUUUUAUAUAUUAGCCUUGGCUAUAUGUAUUCGCUUGACUGUACAUUGGACCUCUCAUUUUGACAGUAGAAAUCAAUUAAAUUUGCUAGUUUCAGUAGCA